AUGGACUCAGGGGACAUGGUGUCUCAGAUGCAGGUGGCCAUCCCGGAUCACCUGGUGGGUGUCAUCCUCGGCAAGGGAGGCGCCACGGUCAUCGACAUGCAGAACCAGACCGGUGCCCGCAUCCAGGUUAGCCAGCGGGGCGAGUACAUCCCGGGCACGACAAAUAGAGCCGUGUGGGUGGGCCCGGAAGUUUUCGAGGCGAAAACGAAAACGAUCUGGCCGGAGAUGGGGGCUCGGAUGACUGGUUGCGUGGUGGGAUACGCUCCUUCUUCUCGUCAGCCCGGGGUCACCUCUUUCGUCAUAGAGCCAGGGGUGUGUUGGUCGCGGCGAAGAUGAUGUUGCGAUUAGAAGGAGUGCCGACAGGGGCGGAGACAAGAACGUCUCCUCUGCUGGUGCUCGCGUGCGGGUGCGGGUGCGGGCGCGAGUACUGGUACGUUUUUGUUGCUCGCAUGCGAGAGCGCCCGGCUGGCCGGGCGUCCUCUGUGGCUUUGUCGUUGUUUUCUUGUGAAACGUGUGCGCUGGCGGUGGAGGUGUGGUCCCCACUGGUAUCCGGGGGUAGGGUGUGUCUUUCGCUGCUUAACUUUUUUUUUUUUUCUGUUUUUGUUUUGUUUUUUGGCUGUGUGGCUAGUAGUGAAGCCAGGGGAUAGAUGCGUGGGCACCCUCUCCCUGUCACAUAAAUAUAUACAAUAAGCUGGUGGCAUUUUUUUUCUUCUGUAUCUUUUGCACAUGUUUGGUUUUGUACGGACCAUCUUUCAACGGUGAUAGACAAACUUCACCGUCCAUUACUAGGCUUUGGGUGUUGUUGUAGUCACAUGGGAAGGAUGGUUUACUAUUCAUUUCCAUGUUAUCAUGUUUUGUUUUGGUUUUUGGUUUUUGGUUUUUGUGGGGUCUCCGCACAUAGGCGGGGUCGUCAAGGGUGCGCGUGGCGGGUGCGGUUCACGGAAGACAGCACUGCAUGCGUAGCAGGUAGUAGAUGGUUCGGGUUCUCCUUUGAAUCGUGCUUUCGGAAGUUUGACGUGUGUUUGUGUUGUGUGUGUGUCCCGUCGUCUCCCGUUUUGUUGGGCUGAA
This is a messenger RNA of Ectocarpus siliculosus, 1068 nucleotides long. Lineage: Eukaryota; Phaeophyceae; Ectocarpales; Ectocarpaceae. The record is from the annotation of a GenBank genome assembly.